AGAAGGUGGGACAGGGGGUGUGAUGUGACAAGGCAGAGACUGGAAACCUCAGUGUGUGUGCAUGUGUGCAUGUGUCGUGUGGGUGUGUGUGUGAGAGAGAGAGAGUCUUGCGUGUCUUCUAGGAGGUGGGCACAGGGGAAGGUGCCGCUGGAACACAAGCGCUUGGGGACAGGUGGCGGAGUUAGGGCCUUGGUUGCAGUGAUGAGAGUCGGGACAUGCCGUGUGGGGCUGCAUGUGGCCCUGGCAGCAUUUGGGCCCCAGGCUGGGGCACAGAGGAUGCUCUGAACUUUGACCUCCCUCCCCUCCAUCCCUCCCAGGUCAGGAGCUGCAGGGGGAGCCCAGCCCCUGGGGCACAGGUGCUGACUGGGGGCCUCUUCCUCCCCACAGGGCCCCUGGAGCAGCCCGCCCUCACCAUGGGGCUGGAGGCCCAGAGGCCGCCUGGGGCCGAGGCGGCCCCCGUGAGGGUGGCCCUGCGAGUCCGCCCGCUGCUGCCCAAGGAGCUGCUGCACGGGCACCAGAGCUGCCUGCGGGUGGAGCCGGAGCGCGGCCGGGUCACCCUGGGCCGGGACCGCAGCUUCGGCUUCCAUGUGGUGCUGGACGAGGCGGCCGGGCAGGAGGCCGUGUACCAGGCCUGCGUGCAGCCCCUGCUGGAGGCCUUCUUCGAGGGGUUCAAUGCCACCGUCUUCGCCUACGGUCAGACGGGCUCCGGGAAGACCUACACCAUGGGGGAGGCCAGUGUGGCCUCCCUCCACGAGGACCAGCAGGGCAUCAUCCCGCGCGUCAUGGCCGAGGCCUUCAAGCUCAUCGAUGAGAACGACCUGCUGGACUGCCUGGUGCGCGUGUCCUACCUGGAAGUGUACAAGGAGGAGUUCCGGGACCUGCUGGAGGUGGGCACCGCCAGCCGCGACAUCCAGCUCCGCGAGGACGAGCGAGGGAACGUCGGUGAGGAAACCCCGGGGCCCUGGCUGGGAGGGGGCACCUGGCUGGAGGGGAAACCCACGCUCUGGCAAGUUCUGCUUUGGUUUCCUCUGUCUGCACCGGCUUUGAGGUGGGCACGCGGGAAGCUGGAGCCCCCCAGCCCGAACCAAUGGGCAGGAGCCCCGGGCAUGGGGGAGGGCCCCUUGG
Messenger RNA from Myotis davidii, 1125 nucleotides. RefSeq names its product kinesin family member 7 (gene KIF7). The record is from RefSeq and is a predicted model, not a curated record. Gene Ontology annotation, biological process: mitotic spindle organization; microtubule-based movement. Gene Ontology annotation, molecular function: microtubule binding; microtubule motor activity; ATP binding. The annotation marks the transcript as partial. The transcript is spliced from 2 exons. Lineage: Eukaryota; Metazoa; Chordata; Mammalia; Chiroptera; Vespertilionidae.